This is a messenger RNA of Coccinella septempunctata (seven-spotted ladybird), 1193 nucleotides long. It is a transcript of the gene Josd, whose product is annotated as josephin-like protein. Gene Ontology annotation, biological process: protein deubiquitination. Lineage: Eukaryota; Metazoa; Arthropoda; Insecta; Coleoptera; Coccinellidae. Gene Ontology annotation, molecular function: cysteine-type deubiquitinase activity. The coding region runs from base 182 to 838 and encodes 218 amino acids. The record is from RefSeq and is a predicted model, not a curated record. The transcript is spliced from 3 exons.
AUGUACAGUAACCUAUUUUCUCUCUUGACGAUUGAUGAAGUAAAUUAAUCAGUGAAAUUGAUUCCUACAAAAAAAAAAAUUAGUUUAGGAAAGCAUGCAGUGUAUUGAAAGUCGAUAAGUAUUUAAAACCUCAAAAUAUUCAAGGAGUGAUUUGUAUGAUUUGAAAUAUUAUUCAUCUGAUAUGGAUUCAGAAAAUCAAAAGGAUAUUUAUCAUGAAAAACAAGUUAGAGAGUUGUGUGCCCUCCAUGCACUGAAUAAUUUAUUUCAAUGUAAAGACUUUUUCACUAAAUCGGAACUAGAUCUCAUUUGCAAUAACUUGUCUCCUGAUAAUUGGAUAAAUCCGCAUAAAUCUCUCCUAGGCAUUGGCAAUUAUGAUAUAAAUGUUAUAAUGAAAGCCUUGCAAUCUAGAGGCUGUGAAGCAAUUUGGUUUGAUAAAAGGAAAGAUCCUAGUUCUUUGAACUUCUCUGAUAUUAUUGGCUUAAUCUUUAACAUACCAAGUGAUUACAAAUUCAGUUUUAUUACAAUACCUUUGAAUAGAAAACACUGGGCUGCAAUCAAAGAAAUUGAUGGAAUUUUUUAUAAUUUAGAUUCCAAAUUAGAUGCCCCUCAAGCAAUAGGAACUGAGGUAGAGCUGAUAGAUUUCCUCAAAAAUGAAAUAAAUAACAGAGAUAAAGAAAUGUUUGUAGUGGUUACCAAUGAAGUUUCUGAAAAUAAAAGUUGGCUUAAAGAUCCUGAAAGUUAUAGAAGUAAUGAACCUAAUAAUAUUCCAGAAAGGGGCGCACAAAUACUUCAACUGAAGGAUAUUCUACCUGUGGUUCCAGGACCUCAUCCUUUGUAGUUUUAAUACUAAGAUGCACUUUCCUUUUUUCAGAACAUCUGAACAUCUUAUUGAAUUCAAAUGAUGAUUAAGUAUUGGAAAUGUGAAUUGGAAUAAUCAUUGGUGGGAACAUUAAAGAUUUUGUCAAUUGAAACAAGAAACUGAUUAAUACUAGCUAGAAUAGUUUAUUUUGUUUUUUUUACAAAGAGGAUUUUCUUUUAUCUUAACUAUGUAUUUCAUGAACCAUAAUAUGAAAUAUCAGUACAAAUUAGAAACAUUUUUUAACUGUGAUAAUUUGAAUUAAUAGGGAUUUCAUUGCAUGCUGGUGGAAAACAAUGAGAUAACUGAUUUAAAAAAUAAACUAUAUCUAUUGUUA